Trichomonas vaginalis G3 is the source of this 1539-nucleotide messenger RNA. Its product is annotated as ribonuclease inhibitor domain-containing protein. Lineage: Eukaryota; Parabasalia; Trichomonadida; Trichomonadidae. The transcript has a single exon. The coding region runs from base 1 to 1539 and encodes 512 amino acids. The record is from RefSeq and is a predicted model, not a curated record.
AUGUUUUCAAAUUGUUAUUCAUUGACCGAAGUCAAUUUUACUGGUUAUGAAUUGUAUCCUAAAGCCUUUCAGUUCUGUAUCAAUCUCAAGAAGUUUACUUUUCAAUACGAAGAAAUUCAUAUUGAAGAAAUUCCUGAUUAUUGUUUCUAUGGCUGUGUUAACUUGGAAGAGAUUAAUAUUCCUGAUAGAAUAACAGAAAUUUAUGACUUUGCAUUUUAUAAUACAUCACUCAGAAAUGGAAUAAAUCUCAAUAAAGUUCAAUCUCUCGGGCAAUACUCAUUUGCAUUUUCAAAACUAACAUCAAUUACAAUCAAAAAUGCAAUAAAUUUCAAUUCAGAAAACGAUUACUAUGUUCUAGAUUACGAUAACCUACAUAUUUUUGAUCAUUGUGAUAAUCUUGAAAAAGUGAUAUUCGAGAAGAGUGGUUUUAUAUCCUUAUAUGAAUUUAUAAAUUGUAAAGAAUUCAAAACAUUGGAAACAAAUGGCGCUUUUAAACUCAUGGAUGGAAUGCUAUGUGUAACUAGAGGAUAUGAAGAUUCUAGAAGAUAUGAAGAUUAUAGAAGAAAUGAAGAUUCUACAAAUAACAUAACUGCUAUAUAUUUGUAUAAUAUAUCAGCAAAAUAUGAAAGAGUAACAAUUCCAGAAAACAUUUUUGGAAUUUUAUUUUUUGCAUUUCGGUAUGCAAAUAACAUUAAAACUAUUGCAAUAUCACAUACAAUGCAAAUUUUACCAUAUGCAUUUGCUGAUAUGGCAUCUUUAGAAGAAGUUUAUUUUAAUUCCAAUGAAAUUCCAUAUGUAUGCUUUUACAAUUGCACAAAACUAUCGAAAGUUACUCUCUCAGAUAAUGUUAAAAGAAUUAAUAAGUAUUCAUUUGCGAAUACAAAUUUGACAGAAAUUGUUUUACCUCUUUCUUUAGAAAAUAUUGUUAUUCCAUUUAUCAAUACAUCAAUCGCAAAAAUUGGAUUCAAAGAUGGACAAAAUCAUCCUGAUUUUAUUGCUACAAAGAAUGAAUUCAUUAGAAUCAAUCAUGAUAAGAAUGAUGAAAUGGAAAUAAUGUUUCUAUUUGGUAACAUUUCAAAUAAGAUAACAAAGUUAACAGAAGGAAUUAAAAGUAUCAAUUUAGAAAGCUUAAAAACAAAUUCUGAUGAUAAUGUAAUAUUGAUGCUUCCUCAUUCAAUCCAAAAAAUUGAAAUUUAUGAAACAGACUAUGAAGACCUCCAUUAUUAUAGAGAAGAAAUUGAUGGAAUUCGAGUAACUAUUCAUGAAGAUUAUCAAUAUAAUUAUGAAAUUAGUUACCCAAAAUUGUGCUAUGAUUGGAUAAACCCAAUUCAGGUUUUAGGUGAUGAACCAUAUGAUCAUGAUCAUAUAGAGUUACGCGAAAUUAUGGAAAGAACUAGCUCUGGACCUAAAGUUGAGUUUUACUCGUUGACAUAUCCUGAGUAUUAUAUCGGCUUUAUUGAAGUAAUUAACAAGAGUUGUGAAUCUAACUUGAAUUAUGAAGAAGAAAACGCUACAAAACCACAAUGUAAUAAUCAGUAG